UGGAAAGUGAGCUGGGGGAAGUCAAGCAAUGUGCAAACACAGCAGCAACAUUUGUCAGCUGUUGGGACAAGAAAAGGACAUCCACCAUAAAGACUAUCAACCACGUGAGUAGUCCUGCACUAUUUGUACUGUAUGGACAUCAUUACUUUCAUCAUGUGUACAUAUGUUGGAAGGCAUUGCACAAUUCUCUAGUUUGUUAAGUUUUAAUUAAGUUUGAUACAGUUGAAUUGUUUUGAUUGUGUUUUAAUCCUGGCUCUGGAAAUGUAAACAUAUGUUUCCCACGUCUAUAAAGCACCAUUGAAUUGAAUGGACAGAAAGAGAGAGAGAGAGAGAGAGAGAGAGGGAAGACAGAGAGAGAGAGAGAGAGAGAGAGAGGGAGGGAGGAGAGAGAGGUGCAUUUUUGGUUGUGUCAUUGAGACAAUCUAAGUGAUGAUUUCAUUGCAUUGCUUUGGACUUGAAGACAUCUCACGGAAGAAGGACUCGUCCUCCCGCUUCAUGGACCAUCUUUAACACACAUGGACCAUCUUUAACACAUGGACUAUCUUUAACAGUUGGACUAUCUUUAACACAUGGACUAUCUUUAACACAUGGACCAUCUUUAACACAUGGACCAUCUUUAACACAUGGACCAUCUUUAACACAUGGACCAUCUUUAACACAUGGACUGUCUUUAAUUAAACUACUUCCCGCCACAUGGACCAUCUUUAACACACAUGGACUAUCUUUAACACAUGGACCAUCUUUAAUAUAUGAACCAUCUUUAACACACAUGAACCAUCUUUAACACAUGGACUGUCUUUAAUUAAACCACUUCCCGCCACAUGGACCAUCUUUAACACACAUGGACCAUCUUUAAAGCACUUCCCGCCACACGGAGCAUUUUUAAACCACUUCCCGCCACAUGGACCAUCUUUAACACAUGGACUAUCUUUAACACAUGGACCAUCUUUAAUAUAUGGACCAUCUUUAACACACAUGGACUGUCUUUAAUUAAACCACUUCCCGCCACAUGGACCAUCUUUAACACACAUGGACUAUCUUUAACACACAUGGACUAUCUUUAACACAUGGACCAUCUUUAAUAUAUGGACCAUCUUUAACACACAUGGACCAUCUUUAACACAUGGACUGUCUUUAAUUAAAUCACUUCCCGCCACAUGGACCAUCUUUAACACAUGGACCAUCUUUAAAGCACUUCCCGCCACACGGAGCAUCUUUAAAGCAUGGACUGUCUUUAAUUAAACCAGUUCCCGCCACAUGGACCAUCUUUAACACAUGGACUGUCUUUAAACUACUUCCCGCCAAACGGAGCAUCUUUAAACCACUUCCCGCCAAACGGAGCAUCUUUAACACAUGGACUGUCUUUAAUUAAACCAGUUCCCGCCAUAUGGACCAUCUUUAACACACAUGGACCAUCUUUUAAGCACUUCCCGCCACACGGAGCAUCUUUGAAGCACUUCCCGCCACACGGAGCAUCUUUGAAGCACUUCCCGCCACACGGAGCAUCUUUGAAGCAUUUCCCGCCACACGCAGCAUCUUGAAAGCACCUCCCGCCCCAUGGACCAUGUUCCCGGCAGGAGGUGAAAGCGGCCAUUAGCGCAGCGGAGAGCGGCCGUCACGCAUCCAAAUAUGCGCCUUGGCGUGCGCCGGCGAGGCGUCCCCGCUCCUUCCUCCGGGUCGACGUCGUCGUGAUGUUCAACACUUCCGCCAUCGAGCUGAGGAAGGAGGACCUCCCCCAAGUUCUCAAUGGCACUUUGCGGCUUCUUCACGACGUGCCGGCCACCGUCGCUCCCACCGCCAUGUGGACCAACCAGACGUGCGCGGAGCAGCUGCAGGAUUACGGCCGUCCGGAGAAGGUCAUCAUCGGGGUGAUGCUGGCCAUCAUCACCGCGGUCACCGUGAUGGGCAACACGCUGGUGGUGAUCGCCGUGUGCGUGGUGAAGAAACUACGGCAGCCUUCCAACUACCUGCUGGUCUCCUUGGCCGUGGCAGACCUGUCCGUGGCCAUCGUGGUCAUGCCCUUUGUCAUCGUCACCGACCUCACCGGCGGGAAGUGGCUUUUUGGGGAAGUCUUCUGCAACAUCUUCAUCGGCAUGGAUGUCAUGUGCUGCACCGCCUCCAUCAUGACCCUGUGCGUCAUCAGCGUGGACAGGUACCUGGGGAUCACGCGGCCUCUCACCUACCCGGCCCGACAGAACGGUCAGCUGAUGGCCAAGAUGAUCCUGGGGGUGUGGCUGGCGUCGGCGUCCAUCACUCUGCCUCCUUUCUGCGGCUGGGCCAAGAACGUCCACAGCGCCGGCGUGUGCCUCAUCAGCCAAGACUUUGGCUACACCAUCUACUCCACGGCCGUGGCCUUCUACAUCCCCAUGCUGGUCAUGCUGGUCAUGUACUACAAAAUCUUCCGGGCGGCCCGCAAGAGCGGCGCCAAGCACCGCUUCACUGACCUUUCCCGCCGCGAGCGGCUGGAAACGGUGGCUAACGAGGCGCUGCGGAUGCAGGGCCUGAAGCCUCCCGGCGUGGCCGAGGAGUGCGCCGCUUUGUCCCGACUGCUGAACCGUGAGCGGAGGAACAUCUCCAUUUUCAAACGGGAGCAGAAAGCGGCGACGACACUGGGGGUGAUCGUGGGGGUCUUUGCGGUGUGCUGGCUGCCGUUCUUCAUCCUGUCCACCGCCAGGCCCUUCAUCUGCGGGGUGGAGUGCAGCUGCGUGCCCAUCUGGCUGGAGCGCACGCUGCUCUGGUUGGGCUACGCCAACUCCCUCAUGAACCCCUUCAUCUACGCCUUCUUCAACCGGGACCUGCGCUCCACGUACCGCGACCUUCUCCGCUGCCGCUAUCGCAACAUCAACCGCCGUCUGUCGGCCGUGGGCGUGCACGAAGCCCUGAAGGUUUAGACCACGCCGACUUGUACUGGUGCGCCUCCUGGGAUUGAUCACAACGCUUCUGACAGAACGCGAGUCACUCGCUGAGUACUUCAGUGAGUGAGAGAUAGACCCUCGGUUAGGCUCUUUUUGGGAAACAAAACAUUAUUGUGGAGUCACGGCGUCGAUCACGGGGAGACGAGACAAAGACAAUAGAAGGCAAACAAUCGAAGUGUAUUAUAAAAGUGUAUGUUUGACAUUUGAGCACAAUGCAAACCAGGACCUUUCUGCUGAAUCGGUGCUGUUGUGCGUCACCAGGAAAUCAAUGCAGGAUAGAAGUCUACACUUGAAAAGAUACUGGAAUUAAAUUGCAUUGUCUCCCAGCUUACCAAAAUAUUGAUUUUGCCAUGGAAACAUUGAUAUAUUUUGCUCCUGAGUAGUUCUGGGUUCGAUACUGCGGUUGGGAUCUUUCUGUGUGGAGUUUGCAUGUUCUCCCCGGGACUACGUGGGCUCUCUCCGGGUACUCCGGCUUCCUCCCACCUCCAAAGACAUCCACCUGGAGAUAGGCCCCUCCCACCUCCAAAGACAUGCACCUGGGGAUAGGCCCCUCCCACCUCCAAAGACAUGCACCUGGGGAUAGGCCCCUCCCACCUCCAAAGACAUGCACCUGGGGAUAGGCCCCUCCCACCUCCAAAGACAUGCACCUGGGGAUAGGUUGAUUGGCAACACUAAAUGGUCCCUAGUGUGCGAAUGUUGUCUGCCUAUCUGUGUUGGCCCUGUGAUGAGGUGGCGACUUGUCCAGGGUGUACACUGGCUUCCAUACACACACACACACACACACACACACACACACA
Molecule: messenger RNA, 3712 nt
Organism: Nerophis ophidion (straightnose pipefish)
Lineage: Eukaryota; Metazoa; Chordata; Actinopteri; Syngnathiformes; Syngnathidae
Gene: htr7c
Product: 5-hydroxytryptamine (serotonin) receptor 7c
Exons: 2
Coding region: 1692-2891 (399 amino acids)
Biological process (GO): G protein-coupled receptor signaling pathway, coupled to cyclic nucleotide second messenger; chemical synaptic transmission; smooth muscle contraction
Cellular component (GO): plasma membrane; dendrite
Molecular function (GO): neurotransmitter receptor activity; G protein-coupled serotonin receptor activity
Source: RefSeq, a predicted model, not a curated record